Molecule: messenger RNA, 567 nt
Organism: Phytophthora infestans T30-4
Lineage: Eukaryota; Oomycota; Peronosporomycetes; Peronosporales; Peronosporaceae
Exons: 4
Coding region: 1-567 (188 amino acids)
Source: RefSeq, a predicted model, not a curated record
AUGCCCGACUUGCGAGCCUCCCAUAUUCGGCGAAUAGCUGAAUUACGAUCGAGAGGAGCCGAUAUGUCGGACAAGAUGCACAAGAAAGAAGACGAAAAGCGCAUGGUCGAAGCCACAUUCAAGAUGUAUCACCCCGAAACAGACGCAGAGCGAGAAAUGAAUUUGUUGUGGAUACGACGUCGACAAGAAGACGAUAUGAAGCGCAAAAAGGACGAAGAAGUCCAACAGGCUGUCCAAAAAUGGGCAAUGGAUCGGAGUCGAGACGAGUCGGAGAAUCUGAGGAAGCGGGAGUCGACCAAGUUGGCUGCAGGACUCGGUCAUAUACUGCAGGAAGGAGUCGACCAAGAGAAGCCAUUCGCGCGACAAAGCUCAAGUUAUCAUUUACACGUUGACUUAGCUGGAAAAGCGGCGCUCGCCAACCAGUCAACGGCUAAAGAAGCAGCCAGCUCAAAUCGUCAUCAAGGGCAAGAAAACGUCGACGUCGUCAGGUGGCGGUAUGCACUUCCGGAAUCAACUGCCGCCAAACUACGUGCCUCCUGGACUACUCGCAGCGUCGUCGGUGCCUAA